Erythranthe guttata (spotted monkey flower) is the source of this 650-nucleotide messenger RNA. RefSeq names its product protein PROTON GRADIENT REGULATION 5, chloroplastic. Gene Ontology annotation, biological process: photosynthetic electron transport in photosystem I; response to high light intensity. The record is from RefSeq and is a predicted model, not a curated record. Gene Ontology annotation, cellular component: chloroplast. NCBI's taxonomy places the organism in Eukaryota, Viridiplantae, Streptophyta, Magnoliopsida, Lamiales, Phrymaceae. Gene Ontology annotation, molecular function: electron transfer activity.
UGCCUAGCUCACCUUGAAUUUUCUGAGCCAAAAAUCUCUCAAAUAAUCUUCCACCAAAAUAAAAAUUAAUUGAUUAUUUCCCCGGCACUGGUUUGAGCAGCGCAAACAUCAUCGUUCUUUCUUCAAUGGCUGCUACUUCAGUUUCCGCUUCACCGUUUCUUGGGAGCUGGGCCACCACCAUCGCCGGCGAAGACCACACCUUGCUGCAGGCCAAGGCGGCGCCGCCGCAAGUGAGGAUGGCGCGGCCAAUCCGACCGCGGCCGAUGAUGAAGAAUGUUAAUGAAGGGAAAGGUAUUUUCGCUCCAGUAGUUGUUGUCGUAAGAAACAUUGUCGGGAAGAAAACGUUUAACCAGCUUAGGGGCAAAGCCAUUGCUCUUCACUCACAGGUGAUAAACGAGUUCUGCAAAUCGAUAGGAGCAGACUCCAAGCAAAGGCAAGGGCUGAUUCGACUAGCCAAGAAAAACGGAGAGAAGCUCGGUUUCCUUGCCUGAACAAAAAAUCUUGUGUGUACUAGUAUAUAUAGACAUCAUUCUCAACGACAUGCCUUAGCUCGCGUCUUAGAUUGUACUACUCAUUACACACGUAAUCUAAGAUACGAUGAAUAUUGUUUCGACUUUAUAUGUUUUUAUUCAUGUUUUUCUUCAGUUGAG